Gamsiella multidivaricata is the source of this 1805-nucleotide messenger RNA. RefSeq lists its product as uncharacterized. The coding region runs from base 241 to 1599 and encodes 452 amino acids. The record is from RefSeq and is a predicted model, not a curated record. Lineage: Eukaryota; Fungi; Mortierellomycota; Mortierellomycetes; Mortierellales; Mortierellaceae. The transcript is spliced from 2 exons.
CAACAACUGGAGACAUGGCACCAGAACAUAACAUUAUAUCACCAGCUUGAAUUUCUUUUUCUGAUUACAGCACGCAGGUUCUCUCGACAGUAGAGCUGUGCAUUAUUGCAUUAUGAAAUAUUAUAUGAGUUAUUAUGAAAGCAAAGGAAUCUCUAAAAAAAAAAGCUCAGGAGGACAGGGAUCCGCGGAAAAUUCUCUCGCAGCCAAACAGUCGAUCCAUUUCAAUCAGUCCAUGGAUCAAUGCUGACCAUUUCUUCUUUCUUUCAUUGGUAUGCAGGCAAUCCCUGUUCCAAUGUCCCAAUAUGUGCCCCUGCCGCAGGAGAGGUCUGGGCCGAGGACUCGCUCGAAUCCGUGAUUUGGAAUCCAAAGAUGAUGUAUCCCUUUGAUCAAUACGACAAGGUCGACAUCUACAUUGUUGACGAGGGCAAUGAUACCCGCACGUUCCUUCUUCAGGACGAAGCGGAUCUGAGUCUAGGGAUGAUGGCGACCAGACUCGAUUCUCAAUUCUUUCCCGAGGACCUGCCAAGUAACCGCUCAUGCCAUGUGCUGAUGACAGGGGUAGGGAAUGCCCUCGACGGGACCCAUCGGACCCUGAACUCGAGCUCGUUCCUUCUGAUUCGCACUAAACAAAUGGUAAACGGGACACUGGUUCCUAUCACUGCCACACCAACAUCAACACUAACGACUACAACCAUGGGCACCGCCACGACCACUACGACUGCCACUACCACAACGGCCGUCAAUUCUACCACAAGUAAGCCCGAUACCGCAGCCGGUAACCCAACAGGGAUUUCAGCACCAAACGGACAGAAGAGUAAUUCGCUAUCACCGCUCGUCAUUGGACUCAUCUCCGCGGGAUGUGUUACGCUCCUGAUCGCCAUUAUCGCUAUCGGUCUUCUGUACAGGACUCGGAGGCGAUUUAAGGGAGACGCUACUCACUUCAAGAGUCUUUACGACCAGCCCAGUUCCCCAACGGACGAAUUCAGCAGGAGCCCGAUGUUUAAAUCCGAAGAGGGCAAGCCAGAUUUUGUGAGGGGAGGAUCAUUUGUUGGACCAACUUUUGGUAGUGCCAGCACUACCGGUCGCAGUUCUUCUCAUACAGCGCGGUCAGCAGAGCCGAUGAUCAAGGGCGCACCAAGCAUGCUUGGCUACAACCAUAGUCAACAGGCGCCCUCGUCUACGACUGACCCCUUACCCUUGCUGGCACGUAAUUCUUCAACCCCCUAUCGCGUUCCUGAAUCCGCUGCAGAGGUACAGGCAACCGGAGAAGCAGCAGCAGCAAUGCCUGGAAAUGGUGGAGACGACCAACUUUCGCGGACGACGAAAGGGCCGCUUCUAACUGCAGGGGAUGCACAUUUAAUCGCAGAGACGUUCCGAAAAUCGAUGCGCAGGCCACGUUGGGAAGCUGAGGCCGAUGAGGAGGAAGAGGAGGAUGAGGCCCGACAGGCUGCGAACGAGUUGCUGAGGAAGGAGUUGAGUGAGCAAGGACUAGAUGUGCAGCGCGGUGUCCAACGACGUGUGACGAUACAGGAUCGUACACAUAGAACAAGUAUACCACCAACACCACAGUCGCAAACAGCGUCCAUUCCAGAGCCAUAGAAGACACUCCUGCUGAUAUUCACCAAGUGCCUCGUGUAAUAGAAUCUUGAGUUUGCAUUGUGAUUAUUCCUUUUGAGGACCGGGUCAAAGUGACAGGUUGACGUUGUCAUGAUAACAUUUUGCUUUUGGGCUUGUAAAGAAUCGUCAAGAAAACAAAAGCAUGUCAAUUGGGGCUAUGCGCCAGAUUGGAGACUAGCGAUGAGUCC